Aphanomyces astaci is the source of this 2262-nucleotide messenger RNA. RefSeq lists its product as hypothetical. The transcript has 7 exons. The coding region runs from base 85 to 2103 and encodes 672 amino acids. The record is from RefSeq and is a predicted model, not a curated record. Lineage: Eukaryota; Oomycota; Saprolegniomycetes; Saprolegniales; Verrucalvaceae.
GUUGGAAAAAGGCAACCAACGUCCGUCGACAGUGGUAGGUAGGCGGCAUCAUCGUCUAAGGUACUUCGUCCAGGCGGGGAAUACAUGGAGGACGUUGACAUGAAGGACGAUCGCCACGACGGGUCGUUCUCUUCGCUGCAUAUCACGACUUCGAGCCACAGCAGCGAGGCCAUCGAUACCGGGACCCCCACCACCGAGUAUUGGAAACAGCAUGGCGCGUUGAAAGCUUCGUACCUUGACGAAGUGAACGCGGUGUACAACGACUUCCGUGCGCUCAUCAUGGACAGUUCAUCGGAUGAGUCGGCGGAAAGGCAGCAGCAGCUCGAGUACUACAUGGAGUUUGUCGCAUUCUGCAAGCUUGUCUUGGACGAGUCGGCCGCUUCGCAGGACGCGAUUCGCCCGUGGGAAGACCUGGCCCGGGUUCGAAAGUACAUUCAGUUGGUGGUGACGCCCUACAUGGCCAAGAUGGCCCCACCUUCAGCAGCAACUUCGACAGCAACACAAGGAACGAACCGACACGAACUAGACAACUCGAACGUCCAUGUGGCGUGGACAGGGCGGCGUCACAACUCGUCCCGCGGCGGUCGGCCUGCCAUCGACCGCUCCGUCGGCGGGGUUCCUGCAAGCUACAUGAAUCAUCACCAUGCGUCAUCGUCCUCUGUGACUUCUCCUCUGGGCGGGAGAUCGUCUCAAGUGUCGAUGGAAUCCGACGACGUGGACACACAGUCGUCUGCUGGGGGAGGGAAUGCGACCGAAUACUGGCGCCAGCAUACUGCAUUGAAAGCAGCCCAUUUCGAAACCUGCGCCGCCGUGUACCAUGCAUUUCAGCACUUUUUGACGAGCCAGCCAGUCGACUUAGCGUCGCCGCAGCGCCAAAAGCUCUUGUAUUUGCUCGGGUUUAUCGAAUUUUGCUGCCAAGUGCUCAGUGAGUCGAGUGCCACGCACAGCGCGCGCGCCAUGUCCGAUUUGAAGCGCGUGGUCAAGUCUAUCAACAAGAUUGUGACGCCAUAUAGACACAAAAUUGCAAGUGAACAACCACCGUCGAAAAAUCCACCCCAGUGUUUGAAUAACCACAAGGAUCAGUACCAUCACAACCCUAACCACAACCUCCCUCUAUCCGUGUCGACAGCUCACCCCGCCAAAAUCUUGCCCUCUGUACAAGACCUACUGAAUGGAACGACCUCCAACACCAAUCUCAGCCGUACCAGCAUCGACUCGACCCAGCAAUAUACUUCGUCGGCUGUUGUCGACAGGAAUGGGGGGCCCCAUCCUCAUGGAGGUGGUGCCGAUGCCGCAGAUGAGUACUGGCACCACGUAUCCCAGCUCAAAUCGACAUAUUUGAGUCAAGUGGUUGCGGCCCACACGUUUUUUGAUGCAUAUUUACAUCAAGAUGCAGCCCAUCACUCUCAGGAACACCUCCAAGACGUGGAGCAUCUAUGCGAUUAUGCUGCAUAUUGCCGCCAAGUUUUGACCGAAGUCCAGCCGUCACCCAGUCGCACCCUGCAGGAACUGCAUCACGUGCAUACGUACAUUACGACGCUGGUGCUGCCCCACUUUGCAUCGCUCCAAGCCGACACCGUCCAGCAGCAGCAGCAGCCUCCAGGACAACCCAAGACAAGCGAGGAAGCAGUGGCCCUGGAGACACAUCACCGCCAAACCAACCAGCACACUGACUUAUUUCUACAAUCGAUCGACCACCAGCAGCAGCAUCCACCUUGUAGGCCCGAUAACAAGGACACCGUGGGGUCUCGCGCGUCCACGUUCGAGUCUUCGACGUUCUAUGGUGUUGGUGCUACCUCGACGUAUUGGCGCAAGCACGCCGCGCUGAAAGAACUCUACAGUGACAAAGUAAUCCUAGUUCAAACUGCCUUUCGAAAGUACGCGUCCGAGUUUGCCCAUGCCAAAUCUGCUGCCGAGGCAAGAAAAUUGACACGGCUGUACGAAAUGCUCGAAUCUGUCGAGUUUUGUGCCAAAGUAUUUGACGAACAAGCUGUAUGUGACCCCGCACGAGACCUCGACAGCCUUGAGACCAUCCACCGAUGCAUCAUACAGAUUGUGAGCCCAUAUUGCCAACAGGUCGAAGCAGAAGCCGCGAGGGCGUGAGCCCAAUCGAAGUGACGUGGCAGUAGAAUUCCUUGUCAAUAGAGGCAUCUUGUUCAGGGAAGGCAGUGACGUACAGUAAUAUUGGAGCUUUGCCAAGGUGUCCUACAGCUCAGGAAUACCAUAGUAGCUGUAAAUGUACACACGAUUACAUCCAAUGCA